Molecule: messenger RNA, 3639 nt
Organism: Vitrella brassicaformis
Lineage: Eukaryota; Vitrellaceae
Source: the annotation of a GenBank genome assembly
UCAUUGGUUCACCUGCAUAAAUGCAUCAACCAACCGCUUCGCAUUCACCUGCGCAACGAGUGACAUUCCUCUGAUGGAUCGAUGUAUGGCGACAGCGAUAAUAAAUCCCUUCCUUACCUCUCGGUACCCCCGCUCGUUGAGAAGGCCACGCAUGAAGUCUCGGCAGCCUCUUCCGUCACCAGACUGCGAACAAAUCGAACACCUCCAAUGUACUUGUGUAUGUCUUUGUGCGUCCCAUCCUGCCUUACCUUCCGUGUGUGCCUGGCAUCUUCAGCAUGGGUAAUGGAUGGGCCGCCCUUCCGAAACGAGACACUUGAUUGCGAUCGGGCACCCGCCAUGGUACCCGCCAACGCCACCGAUGGUGACUGGUCCGGAGAGACAGUGGAGACUUGCGUGCUGCUGGACGGCUCGGACCGGAAUUUGGCAUUCUUUUCGGCCUCUUGAAGCGUCUCUUCCCAUUUCCUGGCAGCAGCAGCCUUGCCACCCGCUUGCUCGGCUUCGACUGCCAGGAGAAAAUUGUGACAAAAUGGUAGGAUGGGGGCAGGAGAGACGUGAGUGCUAUGUGUGAGUGCGUACUUUGCCUGAUGUUUGCCUCUGUGAGAGCCACUUGGACGGGCGAGGGCGCAGCUCGGGCGGUCUUAGCUCCUGCAGGAUCGGUGGCCAAGAGAUUGCAUACUUAGGCCUUUCGCGGGCGCCAGGGUACAUUUGGAAAAGCCUUGCUCACCUCUUGUUCCGCUUGGGACCGCCUUCAAUCUCGAAGUGACGGCCUGAAGAGACAGCGACGUGAGAUUCUGUCGCGCUUCACAAGUCGCAGCGUACCUUUGGUCCGGCUGCAAACUGCAGUGGCCCUCGCUCAGUGACUGUCUUACCGGCGGCGAAGGUUGUACCACUGUCAAUACAGCAUGGCGAGAUUGGGUGUGAUGUGAGUCUUAUGCUGCUUCGAUUGUUCCUUCUUUCCUUGUCUCACGUCGUUCUCGAUGAUGGUGUCUCCUUUGGCAGUGGACCGUACAACGGGUAUACGCACAACGGUCCACACGCCUCCGCCACCUCUGUCCUCUUCUCAGCUGGUGCCUCCCCGCUCUCAGGCGAAGUGCCGUCCUCUUCUCGCUUGUCAUCCGCUUUUUUCGCUGCCCUUUUCCCUCGCGAGAUGAGCUCUUCUAUGUUUGUGGCAAGGCAGACACCAUGCCGGCCGACAACAGGCGUAAGUCGACGUAGGCGAUGUGAUGUAGAGGGGAAUGCGAAAGGAUCUACAGCUGGGAGAUCGGCUUCAGAAGACGAAGCAGGCGCAUUUGUGGUCGACCUGGAGGCGCUCCUGGCAUACUUGCAUACCUGCGGACGGGGAACCAUGAGACACAGCACAGCAGCAUGCAUCAUGCAUUUGCUCGGACUUUCUCUCGCCAUGGCUUCUCACUUUCGUCCCCCUGGCCACAUCGAUGACUCGCAUCUCACCCCUCGCAUCCAGCCCCACCACAAUGGGACGAGCCACAGAGGGCUCACCGCUGUCGACAGACAGGUUCUGGACCGGCACAUUCUCGCCGUUCUCCGUGGGCGACAGGCGCAGGGGAGCUGUAUGUGUGUUGACGGACGAAGAUGGGGUGGGCGAGGCCAAAGUUGUGAAGACAGCGGACACGUGAAUAACUGGAGGGGGGUUGCCAGGGGGAGUGAAGGACAGCCGAAACAAAAGAACCCCGGAUGCGCUCGCAUACCCAUGGACGUGCGCAUCUGUGCCCGCGGUGAUGAGCAAGCGGUUGCCAGGCGGGCCAAACGUCAUAGCAGUGACUCUCGAGUAGUGCCGUCUCCCCACCGCAGCCAAGGCUAGCGUCUCGGAGUCGAAAAUGAGUGGCGCGCCAGACUCCAGACCAACCGCGAAGUGGUUGCCGCCUGCAAGUGGCGGACAGCUGAGGGGAGAUGUUAGGGUCCACCGCUCUCGCACAGCCAACAUAAGCGGGCUGGCAGCGUCCUCCUGCAGACACCAAAAGAGAGACAGAGAACUUAUGCGGACUCUCACAAAAGCCAUUCAUCACCUGCUGUGGUGGCACAGCGAAGGCGAAUACCAGUGGACGUCCCAGCGCACCCACAAUGAUAUAUGGAGAUGCCCGCGUAGCCCCAUCACGCAGCCCGCCCCGUCGGCAGCUGUCGCUGAUCGGUGGGCGAUUGGGAUGCAAAAGAUGAACAUUAGUCACACAGAAGACGUUCUGCUGACCAGCCUGACCAGCUACAGGCUCUUCUGUACCACUUCCGUAGACAGGCAGGGGGGAAGAGAGAAAAGGUGAAUCAUGGGAAUGGACUGAUAGAGGUGCUUCAGGGCUUGACGUGGGAUCGGGCACAAUCGCAAAAGGUGUCGUGACGGUGGCUACAGGCUUGGUCUCUGCUGGCUUCGUCUCUCUGGAGGGCCCCAAGUCUGCGAUUGAUCCUGCCUUGAGGUCGGCUGGCUCGGCGUCUCUGUGAGUGGACGACAGCGGACUCGACGAAGCUCCCCGGCCCCCCAAUGUGCGGUCUUGAAGUGGUGUGUCGGGGAGGGGGAGUGAGAAUAGCCAAUACUGAUGGGUCGACGACUCACAUACCAACAGCUGUAACGACAAAGCAGCGGAACAGUGACAGUGGCGUUUGAUUGGUGUCUCUGUAUCAUUGGUAACCUGGUUGUUCUCGCCAGCACUCAAGCGAGCCUCGCACACGACAGGCAGCUCGCUUGUCACCUCUGGCAGAAGCAGCCCUUCACCUUCCGGCACGACACGGCACACCGGCCGGAAAAAGGGUUGUUUGGUGGAAACGCAAUAAACAGCUGCAGCCAGCAUUCCCUCUCUCUUCUCCUCCCCACUUGUUGUGAAAUAGGGCACUUUCGACGCCGGAAACACCGCUACACACGGUGGUGUCCACCCUCCUUCGGCCCACCCUCCCUCGGGCAGCCCCUUAGCAUGAAGCCAGCUCGGGUUGGACGUUCGGAUCAUCCACACUCCCCCCACAGCACUCUUUUCAGCUUCUCCAGCUGCUGUGCCUUCGCCACCUGAAGGGCUGUCAGCAUUGGCUGUCCGUGGAGGGGCUGAAGAUGAGACAGAGGCACUGCUCUCGACCGCGAACGCCGGCCGACGUUCAAGCACAGCAGACGCCACACUGUCAGGGCUCAGCCUCCCCGGUGGUGAUGGUGCGAUGGCCAUAUCAAUCAGACACAGCUCUCCCUCCGAUGUGCCGCCCACCGCCCAAUCACACAUGCGUCCCAAAGAGGGCAGCCCGCUCCCAAAUGAUGCUGGAACCGGCCAAUCGCUGGGCAGCAGCGGUCCCGCGACAGCAUUGAAGCGGCCAGUGACGGUCAGCAGUUGUGACCAUGCGGGGAGGGACAGCUCGUUCUCAUGGGCCCCUCUUUUUUUCUCAAUCUCCUCGAUGCCUUCAUCCACAUUCUGCUCGUGCACACAACGGGAAGAAGCGCCCACAGCCAGAGGUCACAAAGACACUCUCCUGUAUGUAUGUGUUUGUCCGUGCGAUGCCAUGGCACCUGGAGCACAGCGGUGAUGACCUUUUGGAUGAGACCUGUCAUGAUGAGAAGGCACAACCAACAAGAUGCGUUGCUGAUGGAAAACGCCUGAUGGUUGAGGGCUUACGGUAUGGCUGAGGGAGCCUGUCCACGGUGAGGGCUGGGUCCAU